CACCAAUAGGUACACGAAUGAUGAGCAAUGGACACUGGGAACUGGAGCCAGGUAACAGAGUUCAUCAUUUUGGGCUUCCCUCACCUCCAAGGUGUCCAGACUUACCUCUUUUUCUUGUUGCUUGCAAUUUACCUUACUACAAUAUUAGGAAACCUACUGAUAUUCUUGGUGGUCCACAUGGACUCUCGGCUCCACACACCCAUGUACAAGUUUGUCAGCAUUCUUUCUAUCUUGGAGCUUGGCUACACAGCUGCCACCAUCCCUAAGAUGCUGGUGAACUUGCUCACUGAGAAGAAGACAAUUUCCUUUUCUGGAUGCCUCCUGCAGAUUUAUUUCUUUCACUCUCUUGGAGCUACCGAGUGCUACCUUCUGACAGCAAUGGCAUAUGACAGGUACUUAGCCAUCUGCAGGCCCCUCCACUAUCCCACCCUCAUGACCCAGACACUCUGUACCAAGAUUGCUAUUGGCUGCUGGUUGGGAGGCUUGGCUGGGCCAGUGGUGGAAAUUUCCUUGGUGUCUCGUCUUCCUUUCUGUGGCCCCAAUCAUAUUCAACACAUCUUUUGUGACUUCCCUCCUGUGCUGAGCUUGGCUUGUACUGAUACAUCAGUCAAUGUCCUGGUAGAUUUUAUUGUAAACUCCUGCAAAAUCCUGGCCACGUUCCUGCUGAUUCUCAGCUCCUACCUGCAGAUAAUCCGCACCGUGCUCAGGAUUCCUUCUGCUGCUGGCAAGAGGAAGGCCUUCUCCACAUGUGCCUCCCACCUCACUGUGGUUCUCAUCUUCUAUGGCAGCAUCCUCUUCAUGUAUGUGCGGCUGAAGAAAAGUUACUCCCUUGACUAUGACCGAGCCUUGGCAGUAGUCUACUCUGUGGUUACCCCUUUCCUUAACCCAUUCAUCUACAGUUUGCGAAACAAGGAAAUCAAGGAGGCCCUGAAGAAGCAGCUGAUGAGAGCAGGGAUAUUGGCAUGAUACAGAAUGAAGGUCAAGGACAGAUUUGAUGAUGGCUGAGGGAGAGUCAGAGGAGAAAUAAAGUCUCUCAUUCUUCUCUGUGUCAGGGAUUGAAGGAGAGGCAAGGGCUGCUGGCCUUUGGUGUUAUCAUCGCCAUUACAAUAUCUGCUGGAACCACAAUCAGCUUGACCCCAGAGACUGCAAAGUAUACACACUUUCCUAACCUCAGAUAUUUGUGAAUCAUGCUUAGAAAUUUUGCCAAAUAUAUU
Molecule: messenger RNA, 1214 nt
Organism: Mesocricetus auratus (golden hamster)
Lineage: Eukaryota; Metazoa; Chordata; Mammalia; Rodentia; Cricetidae
Product: olfactory receptor 6N1
Exons: 1
Coding region: 28-966 (312 amino acids)
Biological process (GO): G protein-coupled receptor signaling pathway
Cellular component (GO): membrane
Molecular function (GO): G protein-coupled receptor activity; olfactory receptor activity
Source: RefSeq, a predicted model, not a curated record